AUGAAAAAAGUAGGAAUUCAAUUAUACAAGGAACUCACGCUACUAUGGGGUUCAGCAGGAAUGUUUGCGCAAAAGCGGGUUUCAAACUCGGUCGAAGUUUUUAAAAUAACACCAGAAAAUGAUCGCGCAGAACAUAUAAAUUUAGAUUCUGGACAUAUAAAUUUAGAUUGUAAAGCUUACGGUGCUGUUGCUUAUCAACAAUGUUUAUAUGACACAGGAGAAGUGAACUGUGUGAUCAUAAUGUCAAAAGCCCGAGUAAGUACAUUGCAAUCUGUUAGUAUACCAAGACUUGAGUUACUUGGAACUGUCCUCGGUUUACGACUUGCAGAGAAGAUUGUCAAGGUAUUGAAGCUGGAAACUAAGGACGUAACUAUAUGGUGUGACAGUCUUAAUGUUUUAUGGUGGAUAAAAAAUCCAAGUCGAAAGUUGAAACCAUUUGUUGCCAACCGUGUUGGAUUCAAUCAAUCAAAGACUGAACUAAAACAAUGGAGAUACAUACCAACAAAAACUAAUGUAGCUGAUUUACUAACAAGAGGAACAACAGUUAAAGAAUUAGAAAGCAAUUAUGUAUGGUCGCAUGGACCAAGUUUCCUUGAUUCUUUAGAAGAAAAUUGGCCGCUGAAUCACAUUGAAAAUACACAAGAGGCUUCAAUUGAAGUAAAGAAAAAUCCAGUAUUAAUGAAAUUUGCAUUAUCCACUGAAGUAACAAAGCAAUUGCUUGAUAUAAACAAGUUCUCAUGUUGGAAAAAACUUGUCAGGAUAAACGGCUGGAUCCAUCGGUUUAUAGGAAAAUGUCGAUUUGAAACAAACUUUUGUAAAAAGGGUGAUAUAGCAGCUGAUGAAUAUCAUGAAAGCGAAAAAAAAAUCAUAGCUAAAGUUCAAAAAGAAAGCUUUAAACAAGAAUAUAGCAACAUUGAAAAAGGAAAACCGAUAUCGAUAUCAAGCAAAAUCAUUUCUUUAAAUUCGCAAAUUGACGAAGACGGAUUAUUGCGAUCUUGUAGUCGAUUGAAAAAUGCCCAUUACUUACCCUACGAUGUAAAGUAUCCAAUCACUUUGCCGAGAGGACAUACAAUAACAAAAUUGAUUGUUAAGCAUUACCAAGACGAAGCCAAUCAUGUGAUGGGAACAAAUCAAUUAUUAACAAAACUAUCGGAAUGA
Messenger RNA from Hydra vulgaris (swiftwater hydra), 1158 nucleotides. RefSeq lists its product as uncharacterized. Lineage: Eukaryota; Metazoa; Cnidaria; Hydrozoa; Anthoathecata; Hydridae. The record is from RefSeq and is a predicted model, not a curated record.